Molecule: messenger RNA, 753 nt
Organism: Peronospora matthiolae
Lineage: Eukaryota; Oomycota; Peronosporomycetes; Peronosporales; Peronosporaceae
Source: the annotation of a GenBank genome assembly
AUGGACAACGCUCCUUCACACAUUGUUGCUGACCUGGAACUCACCAACAUCACGGUCCAGGUUCUUCCUCCUAAUACGACUUCAAAGGUCCAACCCAUGGAUGCUGGGAUUAUUGCCGCAUUCAAGAGGCACUACCGCCGGCUGCAUCUGCAGAAUUCCUUGGACCGUGACGAGCGCGGAGAAACCAACCUUUACAAGGUUGAUCAGCUCACGGCCAUGCGUUGGUCGCUGGCUGCGUGGAGCGAGAUUUCCAGUGCCACAAUCGCCAACUGCUUCCGUCAUACGGGACUCAUGGACGGUCCGGCUCUGCCGACUGGUGAGGGUGAAAACGAAGCCGGCACUGUUGGCCAGCAGGCCCAGCAGGAGGCAGCAGCUGCUGCAGUAGAGGAGCAGCGCGUGGAACAGGAUCUUGUUUCGGCGCUGGAAAGGCUCCCGCUCCGCAAUCCCAUGUCGAUCGCUUCUCUUCUCAAUCCGGCUGAGGAGGAGGAGACGGCGCAUGCGGAGCUGACCGAUGCCGAAAUCAUCAAGCUUGUUGAGGAUCCGUAUGGGGAGGAGGAAGGUGCUGCUGAGGCGGAGGAGGAGGUGGAAAAGCAUUCGAAGGCUGAAAAGCUUGCCAGCCUUAGUCUAUCCAUCGCCCUUCUCGACCUUUCUCAGGAGUCCCAUCGUAUUGCUCACCGGACCCUUCGCCAAGUCCAAGCUGAUCUCCGUAGUGCGAGCACCACUCAGGCCACACUUGAUUCCUGGCUGAAGUAG